Molecule: messenger RNA, 1474 nt
Organism: Solanum dulcamara
Lineage: Eukaryota; Viridiplantae; Streptophyta; Magnoliopsida; Solanales; Solanaceae
Product: protein trichome birefringence-like 19
Exons: 2
Coding region: 41-1387 (448 amino acids)
Cellular component (GO): Golgi apparatus
Molecular function (GO): O-acetyltransferase activity
Source: RefSeq, a predicted model, not a curated record
UAGUCCACAUCUCUUUUUCUUCUUCUCUCUUUCUUUCUCCAUGAAUUUCCAAGAUCUUCAGCUAAAAACACGAAAGAAAAAUGCUACAAAAAUUGCCCCCUUCGUCGCCCUCGCUAUCUUAUUCACUCUCAUCCCUAUAUAUUAUCCCUCUAUGCACCAUAAAAAACUCUCACAAAUUCUUUCUUCUUCUUUGGUACCACUUCCAGAUUAUCACACUCUACACCAAUCCAGCAAUAGUAUUACAACACAACAAAUUAACGUGACCAAAAGUAGUGAUGAACAUGUCUCCGUGGCGGCGCCUCAUGAAGCAAGAAUUAUUAUUAAUGGUACUGAUGAUGAAAAAUGCGAUUUAUUUUUAGGGGAAUGGGUAGAAAAUCAAGAAGGUCCAUAUUAUACAAAUAUGACAUGUUUUGCAAUUCAAGAACAUCAAAAUUGCAUGAAAUAUGGGAGGCCUGAUACUGAUUUCUUGAAGUGGAAAUGGAAACCAGAUGGAUGUGAGCUACCAAUAUUUGAUGCACAUCAAUUUCUUGAAAUUGUUAGGGGAAAAUCAUUAGCCUUUGUUGGAGAUUCAGUUGCAAGAAAUCAUAUGCAAUCGUUGAUAUGCCUAUUGUCUAAGGUUAUGUACCCUAUAGAUGUUUCAAAUUCGACAGAUCAAGAAAAUAGACGUUGGGAAUAUAGAGAUUACAACUUCAACAUGUCCAUAUUUUGGACACCCUAUCUGGUAAAAGCAAAUAAAACCGAACCCAACAAUAUAUAUCAACCUUUCAAUUUAUAUCUCGAUGAACUUGAUGAAUCUUGGACCACUAAAAUCCAGGAUUUUGAUUAUGUGAUCAUCUCAGCUGGCCAUUGGUUUUUCCGUCCAACUAUGUUUUACUUAAACCACACCCUCGUUGGCUGCCUUUUCUGUUCACAACCCAAUGUUAGCCAAAUGACAUCCUUUUUCAGCUACCAGAGGGCUUUUCAAACGGCUUUUCGGGCCAUUAAUAGUUUGGAAAAUUAUAAGGGUGUGACAUUUUUGAGGACAUUUGCACCAUCUCAUUUUGAAGACGGGGUUUGGGAUAAAGGAGGAGAUUGUGUUAGGACGAUCCCAUUUAAGAGGAAAGAAAAGAUGUUGGAGGAUUAUAACUUAGAGUUUUAUAAGAUUCAAUUGCAAGAACUAACGGUUGCUCAAAAACAAGGGAAAAACAGAGAUUUGAAAUUUAGGCUAUUUGAUGCAACACAACCAAUGUUGUUGAGACCAGAUGGCCAUCCGAGUAAAUAUGGGCAUUGGCCCAAUCCAAACGUUACAUUAUCAAAUGAUUGUGUCCAUUGGUGUUUGCCAGGCCCAAUUGAUGUGUGGAAUGAUUUCUUACUUGAAUUGAUGAAAAGGGAGGAAAUUGAUAGAUAAUUUGCGUAAGCAUUUUAUUAUCUUUUGAUUUGCCAUUUUUCUAAAGGAAAACCUUUUUUUAAAUAGAAUUAUUAUUCAAAGUUGUUA